UUGAAUUUGUAGUUUGAUUUCUUCCUUUCCCGACUUCUCACUGACUUUUACCAAAAACUUUCAUCGAAGUUUUGCAAAUCUCUGAUGGUUAAAAAUUCUCCAUGGAUUUCUGAUAUUGUUACUGGGGAAGUAAGGUUUGCUCUGUGAGAGAAACGCAGCAGAAACGGCUCUUCAAUGACGCCGCUGGCGCGCUGCCUAUGUCGUCAGCGCAUCCUGCGUCCUUCCCCUUUCCCGGCGCCCCUCGCCACCCGCUCCCUCCACCCCCACCCCCAACCUACCGAACCCCGCCCCGAUUAUCCCCCACCGUGCCCUACAACCGCUACGGCGCCGCUUUCCGCUCGCACCUGUGCGGGCGCGUCAACCUCACGGAUGUGGACGCCCAGCGCAGUAUCUCCGUCUGCGGCUGGCUGCACAAGAAGCGCAUGGACCACCGUUUCUGGCUGCUGCGCGACUGGAGCGGCACGCUGCAGGUGACGCUGGACGACCGGCAGCGAACGGAGUGGGCGGCGUGGCUGGGGGAGGUGGCGCUGGAGAGUGUGCUGCGCGUCAGCGGGGUGCCGCAACGGCGCCCGCCCGGGCAAGCCAAUCCGCGGAUGGCCACCGGGCAGCUGGAGCUGCGGGUGGAGCAGAUGCAGGUGCUGAAUCCGGCCGCGGCACGGCUGCCCUUCACGUGCGCGCAGUGGGAAGCGGCCGAGGUGGGUGAGCCGGUGCGGAUGCAGUACCGCUACCUGGAUCUGCGGCGCGCCGUCAUGCAGCGCAACCUGCGUCUGCGCUCCUGGCUGCUGCAGCGUAUGCGCCGCUUUUUACACGACCACGCCGGCUUCGUCGACGUGGACACGCCCUAUUUAUUCCGCGCCACGCCCGGCGGCGCCCAGGAAUUCCCCGUGGCCAGCCAGCUGCCGGGGAAAUUCUACUCCCUGGCGCAGAGUCCGCAGCAGUUCAAGCAGCUCCUCAUGGUCGCCGGCGUCGAUCGCUACUUCCAGGUAGCGCGCUGCUUCCGCGACGAGAGCAACAACCCGGAGAAGCAGCCCGAGUUCACGCAGCUGGACGUGGAGAUGUCGUUCGUGGGGAUGGAAGAUGUGCUGGCGCUGGUGGAGGAUUUAUUGCGCUUUUCCUGGCCGGCGCCGGAAAUUCUGGCCGAGGCGGCGAAUUUCCCCUGGACCGACCGCGAUGCGCUGCCACCGCCGGCCUUUCCUUUUCCCAGAAUGUCCUACAAGGACGCGAUGACCUCCUACGGCACGGAUAAACCCGACACCCGCUUCGCCUGGCACAUCCGCGACAUCACCCCCUGGGCACGCGACUACCGUCUCUUCGGGAACACCCCCCUGCACCCCGGGUCCACCGUCCGCGCCUUCGUCGCCCCGGGCGCCGCGCCCCUCUGCAAAAAGGCUUUUAAGGACGCCCUGGACACCCUCGUGAAACGGGAAUACCCCGGGGUGCUGCUCAGCUUCCUCACGCUCAAACCCGACGGCUCGCUGUCCCGGGCGGCCCUCCCGCGGGAGGCGGCGGCCCAGCUGCACUCCCUGGUGGGCGGGAUCCAGGGGGAGGAUCUGGUGGUCGUUUGCGGUGGACCGGAGGAGCGCUGCUUGAAAGCCCUCGGGCGGUUACGGCUGGAGACGGCGGAUUAUGUGGAGAAAAACGGGAAGAGUGUCCGGGAGGAUGCGUUUAAGUUCCUGUGGGUGGUGGAUUUUCCGUUGUUCGCGCGGGCGGAGGAGGGGAGCGGGUGGGAGACGGUGCAUCAUCCGUUCACGGCGCCGCAUCCCGAGGAUGCGCAUCUCCUGCAGGCCGGCGGGGAUUUAAGCCGGAUCCGCGGGCAGCACUACGACCUGGUGCUGAACGGCGCGGAGGUGGCCGGGGGCUCCAUCCGGCUGGAGCGGGCCGCCGAGCAGCGCCACGUCCUGCAGCUGCUGCAGAUCAACCCGGCGGACGUCGGGCAUCUGCUGGCCGGCCUGGACAGCGGCUGCCCGCCCCACGGCGGCAUCGCCCUGGGACUGGACCGGUUGGUAUGCCUCCUGGCCCGCGCGAAGUCCAUCCGCGACGUCAUCGCCUUCCCCAAGACCGCGCAGGGCCGGGAUCUCAUGGCCGAGGCGCCCUGCAGUCUCCCGGGCAAAACCCUGCAGCUGUACCAUCUGGCGGUGACGGCCAACACGGCCCCUGACCGCUCCCAUGACGGAGGAUGACGAAUCCAGUUGGACGUUUCGUUUCUUAGUUGACGGUGUUCCAAGCUGUUGUUUUGUUGCGGUUUUCAGGGACUGGUUGACAGAAUUGGACGUAAAUGGAGACCGAAGAUCCGCUGGUCAUUGUACAAACGAGUUCUACCAACCCGGAAUGCCAGCAUUAAAUAAAAUCGAUGUGAUGUGUAUACGAGUAUGGACUAUGUACGGCUCACUUAGUUCACAAAUAAAACAACAAAAUACGGUUGUAAACGGCUAUGACAAGAAUAGUUCCUCUAAUUUCUCCUG
Paramacrobiotus metropolitanus is the source of this 2462-nucleotide messenger RNA. RefSeq names its product aspartate--tRNA ligase, mitochondrial-like. Gene Ontology annotation, cellular component: cytoplasm; mitochondrion. The coding region runs from base 198 to 2180 and encodes 660 amino acids. Gene Ontology annotation, biological process: aspartyl-tRNA aminoacylation. Gene Ontology annotation, molecular function: aspartate-tRNA ligase activity; ATP binding; nucleic acid binding. The transcript is spliced from 5 exons. Lineage: Eukaryota; Metazoa; Tardigrada; Eutardigrada; Parachela; Macrobiotidae. The record is from RefSeq and is a predicted model, not a curated record.